AGACCGGACCCUGGGGGCGAUGCGGCUGCUGCCCCUGCUGCGGACUGUCCUCUGGGCUGCGCUCCUCGGCUCCCCGCUGCGGGGAGGCUCUAGCCUCCGCCACGCCGUCUACUGGAACUCCAGUAACCCCAGGCUGCUUCGAGGUGACGCCUUGGUGGAGCUGGGUCUCAACGAUUACCUAGACAUCUUCUGCCCGCACUAUGAGGAUCCAGGACCCCCUGAGGGCCCUGAGACAUUUGCUCUGUACAUGGUGGACUGGUCUGGCUAUGAGGCCUGCCAGGCAGAGGGGGCAGGUGCCUUCAAACGCUGGGAGUGCUCCCGCCCCUUUGCUCCCUUUGGCCCUGUUCGAUUCUCUGAAAAGAUUCAGCGCUUCACACCCUUCUCCCUUGGCUUCGAGUUUCUGCCUGGAGAGACUUACUACUACAUCUCGGUGCCAACUCCGGAGAGUUCUGGCCAGUGUUUGAGGCUCCAGGUGUCUGUCUGCUGCAAAGAGAGCAAGUCUGAGUCAGCUCAUCCUGUUGGGAGCCCUGGAGAGAGUGGCACAUCGGGAUGGCAAGGGGGGAGCGCCCCCAGCCCCCUCUGUCUCUUGCUGCUACUGCUGCUCCCAAUCCUGCGCCUCCUUCGAGUUCUCUGAGCCAAGCGGACUCUCUCUGUCACCCCCUGGGAGCCAGAGCCCCCUCAGGACACCUGGAAGAGGGAACCCUGCCACCUGAACUGGGAAUGCCAAGCCAGA
Orycteropus afer afer is the source of this 733-nucleotide messenger RNA. RefSeq names its product ephrin A4 (gene EFNA4). Lineage: Eukaryota; Metazoa; Chordata; Mammalia; Tubulidentata; Orycteropodidae. Gene Ontology annotation, cellular component: plasma membrane. Gene Ontology annotation, molecular function: ephrin receptor binding. Gene Ontology annotation, biological process: axon guidance; ephrin receptor signaling pathway. The record is from RefSeq and is a predicted model, not a curated record.